CUGAGUUUAAGCAAACAUUCUACUGGCCUACUAAGUCCCAACAUAGUUACAGCAAAUUCCGCGUAUAUACCAUACAUGUCCGAUAUAUAGCAGGCAAUUUGAAAAGUUUUUGCGAGGUUUUUUUGGAAUUUUCUUGCGGCAUCAGCGUUACACUGCAGUCCUAAUGCCCUUGGAAAUUUCAAAUAAUGGCACGACAUAAGGCAAAAUACACUUACUUUAAUGUAACAUAAAUUUUUGCAACAAAUGUUCAAUUAAUUAACUAGUGAUAUAAAUUAGCAAUCGACAGUCGAAAUGGAGAAAUCGCGAGGUCGGUGUAUGCUUGCUCAAAUUUGUCUUCAAAUUAUGCUGCCAACAAGCAAAGGUGGGUUAGUGGUUCGCUGUGUUAGCGUUCAGGUGAUCAACGGCAAAGAGGAGAAGUUUGUAUGUUUACCUGCUUAUUUAUAAAAAUAAAUGCGUAAAAUAAAUCUUAUUUGCAAUUCACAAACUGCUACUAAAUAAAUCUUAAUGUUAAUGAAGUGUAAGGUAUGCUCUGCUACAAGAAUAUGCAAAUAUUGGUGAACUAGAACUAAUGCAAAGCAAAUGAAGCUGGUGAAGUGGAAAGUAAUAAUUUAAAAUCUCUUUAAUAAACAAAUUUCGAGAGAAAGUGAGUUAGUUGUGUUAUCAGAAACUAUAAAAGACAAUGCUUCGCUAAUUAGGAAGCAUAUUAAAAUCUAUCAUCAGCAUGAAGUUUAGUCUGAAUUCAUAUUUUAUUCUAAUUUGUUUUUGUGUGAGUGCUUUGAACGCAGCUAAACAUGUAAGAGACCGAAACAGAGAAAAUUUAGUUAUUGGCGGGCAAAAAGUGCCAAUUGACGGAGCACCCUGGGCGGUUUCUGUUAUAAGAAACCAUCAGUUAAUUUGUGGCGGCUCCUUAUUAACCAAUGAUGUCGUGAUUACGGCGGCCAGUUGCAUCAAGGCUAUAGAACCAGCGGAACUUUUGGUUCGAGCAGGCACUACAGCCUUCAAAAAUAACGGUAAACUACGCAGAAUCAAGGAGACCGUUCAUCAUCCAAAAUAUGUGGAAGGCAGCCACGCUUAUAACGUAGCUCUGCUACAUUUAUUACGACCAUUCAAUAAUACUGAUGCACUUGUGGGACAAGUAAAAUUACCUGAUGCGGAUUCGACACUGCCAUCAGCAAUAAAUAUUUUUGGGUGGGGACUAUCAAGCAAUAAAACUAAUGUAAUAAUGACUAAAAAUUUGCGUUUCACAAAAACUAAAAUAUAUUCGGAUAAGAAGUGUGCCCAAUACCUGACUGAAGAAGAAGACACUGAUUACGUAUUUUGCUCUGGCGAUCGCACAAAGAUUUCAGACAUUUGUACUGACGAUCCCGGUAGCGCGGCAAUAUUCAAUGACAACGUUCAGUUUGGUGUGGUGUCGGAUGGCGGAGCAUGUUCAGAAACACGUACGACAAUUCUAACUAAUUUGGCCAAACACACGAAAUGGAUUAAGAAUUUAUUAAACGAAUUCGAGCGUGAAAAUAAAAAUAAGAAAACAUACUAGAUUUGUGACAGAUUCAGUUCUUAACUGAAGAAAAAUGUAUUAAACAUUCUGAUUAGCAGCAGCACUGAGAACCUUGUAUCUUGGAUUACUAUUUUAGUUUUGCAUAUGUAUGUAUGUAUAUAUAUAUUUUUAUAUACAAAAUGUCACUUAAAAAUUGUGACUCUUAAGUCAUGUGUACAAAUAAAAUACUCUACUUAAAUGAGAAAGUAAACGCGAGAAUUCCCCUUAAAAAUCAUAUUCCACUUCCUGUCGUAAAUUUAUAAAAUUAGUUCGCAAUGCAUGCCACUGGUUUUUUGGCCCUUGAUAUAAGAUCUAUUUUGUAAUACAUAACAUACAUAACUAAUCUUUGAAAAAUGUUAGAAUAAAAAAUGUUACGGUACACCCGAACUCAAUUCUUCCUUACUUGUUAUACGUUAUAAACUACUUAUUUCUCAAUUGGUCCGUUUAAAAUGCGCCCGCAAACCACGAUUGGUGCAAUCUUUUUUACGUUCUUAUAAAGUUUGAUUUUCAUAAGUCAAUUAGUGCAUGUUUGGUAGCUGUUUGUUUCCGAAGCGGCAAGUUUACUUUAUUCCACACAGUAUUUGAGUGGAACCCCUUUGAUAAUGACGAUAGCAGCCAAAAAGUUAAAGUAACAGAGCUUGAAAAUCGUUGUUUUGGUAUUGGAGAGAGACCUCAACAUCUCUUAAGGAUCGACUCAACACAUUUGGUUUACUGUCUAUGAAGCGUGUCAAUGCUCGACUUGUAACAAAAGAGAUUCUUGAUAAAAUAACUGAGGACCCCAUAUUCAUCUAACACAUCAUUACUGGUGAAUAUGACUUCGAAACUGUCCAAUAGUCUAAUGAAUGGCACUUUAAAAAUGAGCCGAAACUGAUGAAACUAAAAUUCGAUGAAGGCACUGAAUGCCAUCCUAUCCGGGGUUUAUAAUAAGUGUUUAGAAUAUUCGAUUAAGUUUCUAUAGGCCUACUUUGAAGGUAACUCGUAUAAUUAAGAAUUUCAUUACAAAACAGUAAACAUUUAUUUUGUAGAGGAGCAUCUGGGGUACUGAUGUGAUGAGAGGUCGUGCUUCUAAUAUAAAUUUGCAACGGAAAAUAAUAAAAAACCAUUUAAUAAUUGAAAGCUAAUACGUUUAAUUCACUUUAGUUAAGUAUUGAAAGUUCAUAAAUCAGUUGUUGUAAAAUAUCAAAAAAUAGCAAGCAGGGAUUUAAGGGGCUCAUCCCGUGUGACGUCUGUUUUUGUUUUAAGUGUUUUUCGGAUUUUUUUAUAUUGAAAUGAAAAUGGGUUUUCAAAUUUUUACUCAAUAUUUACCUAUGUAUUUUUCUUUUCAAGUAAAAAUAUUUUGUUAAUUACGAGAUUCUUUCUAAUAUUCGCUCUAAUAGAACCAAUUAAUAAAAAAGGGAGACCAUUGUCGUCCAUAAUUCCAGCAGACUGACUUUUCGCAGGAAAAAGUGUUUGUUCUACCCACCGCUCUUAAAAUGUAUGGCACAUCGAUCGUUGCGCUAUGCUUUUCUUGCAGCACAGAUGUCGGGAGCUUACGAGCGCACUGCGCAACGAUGGGGGACAAAAAAUUCAAUAUCUUUGGAAUGGUAUGAAUGAACAAAACUUUUUUUGCAGUUUAUUAAAGGUGAAUAUUUUCCUCGUUGUGUCACAUACUUUUCAGUUUUUUUUAGCGUGAAGAACACUUAAAAAAUUUCAAUUGUUUAAAAAAAAAUUAUGUAAACUAUUAUUAUUUAAACAAAUGGAUCAUAAAAAAAUAUUUAUAAUAUAGCACGAACAUUUUUCUUUGACUUCACAAAAUUUCAUCGAUUUAGUUUAUGAGAAAAUAAUUUUACAAUUUUAUCGUCCUCUAAAUUUCAACCUUCAAUAACUUUAACAAAAGAAAAAAACAAUUUUAACGAAAUCCUAAUGAACUGCUAAUUUUCAAAAUCGGAGAUUUUUCGAAAUUUUCAUAGACCACUUGACGUGGUUUGACCCAUUCGUAUAUAUAUAUGUACAUACAUAUAUUAAUUUUUAUACUCUUGCAACCUGUUACUACAGAAUAUAAUACUGUUGUACAUAUGUAUAACCUAAAACUAAGCCUUAGAUAUCGAUAUUACCACUCAAAACUUUCAAACAUGGUCGGAC
Messenger RNA from Bactrocera neohumeralis, 3658 nucleotides. RefSeq names its product trypsin 3A1-like. Gene Ontology annotation, molecular function: serine-type endopeptidase activity. Lineage: Eukaryota; Metazoa; Arthropoda; Insecta; Diptera; Tephritidae. The transcript has a single exon. Bases 722 to 1537 code for a protein of 271 amino acids. Gene Ontology annotation, biological process: proteolysis. The record is from RefSeq and is a predicted model, not a curated record.